AUGGGUUUUGAGUUACCUUGGGACGGAAUCCUCGACAGAGACGUCUACGGCGACGGUGCGGAGCCGUGGAACGUAUUCUCCGACGCGGACGACGCCUACUGGCACACCAAGAAAGAAGGCGGCGCCACCAAGAAAACUAUCUACGUCUUCCCCAAACUCACCAAGGCGACGUCCAAGUCCACCCGGAAUUCCAGAAUAGCCGGUUGCGGCACGUGGAGCGGCCAAACCGGCCCCAAAGACAUCACGCAUUCCGACACCGGCGAGAUCAUCGGAUGCAUGAGAAUGCUGACGUUUAAAUGUUCCAAGGCGGCGGACAAGGAUUCAGGACAUUGGAACAUGCACGAGUACGCUCUUACCGACGCCGGAUUGACGGCGACCGGGCUAACGAGCACCGAUUUGGUGUUGUGCAAGAUCACCAAGACUAUCAAGAAGGCGUCUGAAGUUCCGGCGCCGUUUUGUUUCCCGUUGAUCGACAGUGGAACUCCGACAACGACGGGGAAGAGAGGUGGCGGAGACAUAGAGCAAGAAGGUUGCAAGAGACCUAAAUGCAGUGGUGACGGGUUUCUAGAGGCAGCGAUUAUGGACGAUUUCAACUUGGACGGCAUAGACUUGGACAAGUUAUAUUUUGAUUUUAGUUCAACUGAUUUUGAAUCUUUGUUAUGA
Messenger RNA from Salvia miltiorrhiza (redroot sage), 663 nucleotides. RefSeq names its product NAC transcription factor NAM-B2-like. The transcript has a single exon. The record is from RefSeq and is a predicted model, not a curated record. NCBI's taxonomy places the organism in Eukaryota, Viridiplantae, Streptophyta, Magnoliopsida, Lamiales, Lamiaceae. The coding region runs from base 1 to 663 and encodes 220 amino acids. Gene Ontology annotation, molecular function: DNA binding. Gene Ontology annotation, biological process: regulation of DNA-templated transcription; system development.